Messenger RNA from Rotaria socialis, 393 nucleotides. NCBI's taxonomy places the organism in Eukaryota, Metazoa, Rotifera, Eurotatoria, Philodinida, Philodinidae. The record is from the annotation of a GenBank genome assembly.
AUGGGCAAUUUUCAUUAUCGUCGUCAACAUAAUUCAACAUCUCUUCAACGUUAUAAUGGUGCUCUUCGUUUCUUAAACACAGAUCUUAAUCCAAUAUUAAUAUCAUUUGAUGAAAAUCAACGACUAAUAUUAAAUGACCGAUUAUAUGACAAAGCUAUUCCACCCUUAAAAAUAUUAAUGCAAAUUCAAAAAGGAAAUUCAAAUGCUACUGUCGAUAAAGAAAAAGUGACUGAAAUGAUUCAAAUUUGUGAAACUAAACUAGCUCAUUAUGAAAAAAGUGAAAAAGAAAUUUAUCAACGUAUGUUUAGACCAAAAACAACAACAAGUUUACCAUCGAAUCAACAACGUCAAACUAAAACUGCUAAUCAGAUUGAUAAUAAAAAUGCUAGUUGA